AUGUCACUAAGCCUUACAAAGUCGUCCUGGACUAUUUUGAUGGCCAUACGGAUCCGCAGGAAUCAAGUUCUUUGCAGCCUUUGUCUAGCAAUACGUUUGAGAAGGGGUACAUGGCGGAUGGAGUGAAGAGAAUUCCUGUGAGAGAAGGAAGAAUCCGUGGAACUCUUUUUCUUCCUCCGGGUAAUGGACCUUUUUCUGGUGAGUAG
This is a messenger RNA of Pocillopora meandrina, 206 nucleotides long. The record is from the annotation of a GenBank genome assembly. Lineage: Eukaryota; Metazoa; Cnidaria; Anthozoa; Scleractinia; Pocilloporidae.